Messenger RNA from Trifolium pratense (red clover), 2775 nucleotides. Its product is annotated as outer dynein arm-docking complex subunit 2-like. Lineage: Eukaryota; Viridiplantae; Streptophyta; Magnoliopsida; Fabales; Fabaceae. The transcript is spliced from 2 exons. The record is from RefSeq and is a predicted model, not a curated record. Gene Ontology annotation, molecular function: protein binding. Bases 950 to 2635 code for a protein of 561 amino acids.
GCACAGGGAUUGUAUUUGAGGAGUUUCUGCCUAUGAAGCGAGAACCUCGUGCAUACAACUCAAACCCAUAUACCAAAUGUUUCAUAAAAAAACAAUCAAAUCCAACCCCAACGGUCGCAUUGGCUGUCGUAAGAUUAUACCGCGGCCGUUGGAUCAUCAAACGUGUCUUCGCCGUUGUUGACAGAGUAAAAUACUGCUUUUUUUUACAGAGAGAAUCUUUGUGAGACAACAACCCUGACACAUUCAUUAUCUUCCAUUUCUAGUGAGAGAAAAUAGUUCAAACAAAGUUUGAUUUUUUAUUUGAAUUGUUGUGUGUGUGUGAACUGAAACUGUGAAUGUUUCAUCUUACACUUCUUAUCUUGUCGUUUUGUACUGAAGUGUGAAGCUCGUUUAAUUCUUAGCUCUAUGCGGAAGAUUCUUCUGAUUUUUUCAAUAUUAUUUUUAUGUUUGAAAAAAGUUUUUUUUUUUUUAGGAGAAUGUUAACAUGUGCAUAUAUGGCACAUGUUAAGGUAGUAAAAAUAGAAAUUAUACCUUAGAAUUUGUGCAUUUUUAACUUUUCAAGCAUUAAAUGUCUUAUAUCAUUAAAUAUUAAAUUUCUAUAUUAAGAUAUUUUAUCAUGUGCCCUAUAUGCACAUGUUAACAAGACCCUUUUUUUUAUUAUGUGCAUUUUGUGUCUGUUUCUCCAUUAAUAAGCAGACACCAUUUAUGGUUUUUUUCUGAUUUUGAGAAAACUGUUUCUGGGUCUUUGUCUUGGUGACUUUGGAACAUGAAAGACACGUUUUUGCUUAGGAUCAGUAUGUGUUGUCUUCAUUCAUUAUUCUAGAAGCAUUCCAUAACUUUUAUUAGAGAGAGAGAGAGAGAGAGAGAGAGAGAGAGAGAGAGAGAGAACUGUGAAGUUUGAAGAUCAAGCCAAACUGGGUUGCUUUUCAGUUGCUGGUUCUUUAAGAUCAUGGUGGAAGAUGCUGUUGCAGUUGAUGCAAGUUGUUCAACAGAAGAUUGGUUGUUACAUGCAAAGGAACUUGUUCCUAUUGCUCUUGAUAAAGCAAGAGAGGUUAAAGGUUUUCCUACUAGAUGGAAAAUGAUCAUUUCUAGAUUAGAACAGAUUCCAUCCAUGUUAUCAAAUUUAUCAAGCCAUCCAUGUUUCUCAAAGAAUGCUCUUUGCAAGGAGCAAUUGCAGGCUGUGUCCAAUUCCCUCAGAGAUGCGAUCAAAUCAGCUGAAUUGUGUUUGAAGGAGAAAUAUGAAGGUAAGCUUCAGAUGCAGAGUGAUCUGGAUGCAUUAAUCGGGAAAAUGGAUUUGAAUUUACGAGACUGUGGACUUUUGAUCAAAACUGGUAUGCUCGGCGAGGCUACUUUGCCGUUGACAGUGGCAUCUGUGUCAGGUUCUGUGGAACAAUCAGAUUCUGCAGCACACAACAACAUAAGGGAGUUGCUCGCGCGCCUUCAGAUCGGUCACUUAGAAGCGAAACACAAAGCUUUGGACAGUGUUGUUGAAGUUAUGAAAGAGGAUGAGAAGAAUGUUUUGGCUGUUAUGAGUAGGAGUAAUAUUGCUGCACUGGUUCAAUUGCUUACAGCAACAUCAACAAGGAUAAGAGAGAAAACAGUUACUGUUAUAUGCUCGCUUGCCGAAUCAGGUAGCUGCGAGGAUUGGUUAGUUUCUGAAGGUGUUCUUCCAGCUCUUAUAAGACUUGUUGAAUCAGGAAGUGCUGUAGGUAAAGAAAAGGCUGCGAUAUCGCUUCAGAGGUUAUCAAUGUCAGCUGAAACAUCGCGUGAAAUAGUCGGACAUGGUGGCGUGUGUCCGCUUGUUGAGCUUUGUCAAACCGGCGAUUCCGUUUCGCAGGCUGCAGCAGCUUGUUCAUUGAAGAAUAUUUCAGCUGUUCCUGAGGUGAGACAGGUUUUGGCUGAACAAGGGAUUGUUAGGGUUAUGAUCAAUCUGUUAACUUGUGGAAUGUUGUUAGGUUCCAAAGAAUAUGCAGCAGAAUGUUUGCAGAAUCUCACUGCAAGCAAUGAGAGUCUAAAAAGAAGUGUUGUAUCCGAAGGCGGUGUUAGGAGUCUUUUAGCUUAUCUUGAUGGUCCACUUCCUCAAGAAUCCGCGGUCGCGGCGUUAAGGAAUUUGGUUGGAUCGGUUUCUGAGACAACUUUGGUUUCAUUAGGAUUACUUCCUCGUUUGGUUCAUGUUUUGAAAUCCGGAUCAUCAGGAGCACAACAAGCAGCUGCAUCAGCAAUCUGCCGAGUUUGCAGCUCAACUGAGAUGAAGAAAUUGGUUGGCGAAGCCGGUUGCAUUCCCCUCCUUGUUAAGAUGCUUGAGGCUAAACCAAGUAGUGCUAGAGGAAUUUCUGCACAAGCAUUAGCAAGCUUGAUGACUGUGUCUUAUAAUAGAAGAGAAGUUAAGAAAGAUGAUAAAAGUGUGCCGAAUUUGGUUCAGUUGCUUGAUCCUAGUCCUCAAAACAAUGCAAAAAAAUAUGCAGUUACUUGCCUUGGAUUGAUUUCUUCAAGUAAGAAAUGUAAGAAACUAAUGAUCUCAUAUGGUGCUAUUGGAUAUUUGAAGAAACUUACUGAGAUGGAUAUUCCAGGAGCUCAAAAGUUACAUGAGAGAUUGGAAAGAGGGAAAUUGAGAAGUUUGUUUGGCAAGAAAUAGUGUAAAAAAGUGUUGCAUCUUUUUUUUGGUAUCAUGAUGCAAAAUAGCCAAGACUGUAUAAAGUGGAAUGCACAAGAUUGCUAAUCCAUGUACUGUAAUCAAUGUAACAUUAUUAUAUAUAAAUAUUUAAACUUUGUUUA